Lytechinus pictus (painted urchin) is the source of this 3790-nucleotide messenger RNA. RefSeq names its product zinc finger protein 107-like. The transcript has 7 exons. Lineage: Eukaryota; Metazoa; Echinodermata; Echinoidea; Temnopleuroida; Toxopneustidae. Gene Ontology annotation, molecular function: RNA polymerase II cis-regulatory region sequence-specific DNA binding; DNA-binding transcription factor activity, RNA polymerase II-specific. The record is from RefSeq and is a predicted model, not a curated record. Gene Ontology annotation, biological process: regulation of transcription by RNA polymerase II. Bases 59 to 3727 code for a protein of 1222 amino acids.
AUUCAUAGUUAAACCACAACUUUAGUUCAGAGACUGAAGCUUUUGGUCUGAAAUCAGGAUGGUAUACUGCCAGGCGUAUGGCUGCCGAAAUCGGUCAGAAAAGGGCAACAAAUGCAGCUUUUACCGAAUUCCUGAUCCGCAGAAGAGGCCAGAAAUCACUAAAAAAUGGGUGGCUGCACUAAAGGUAGAGAAAUUCAACAAGCCUUCCUCCAAAUUCACGAGGAGUGAUGUUGUUUGUAGCGAGCAUUUUACCGACGACUGCUUUGAAAAGAUCGUGAUAGAGUUGCCUGGGAAAGUCCCCCCAAAACGACUGAAAUUUGAUGCUGUCCCUUCAAUUUUCCUCCAUCGUGGCCCCCAGCCGAAAGCCCGGGAAAGUACGGAGAAGAGAUUGGCAAGGAUGGAAGCUCAAAAAUAUAUCCAAACAGUCUUGGCAGCACCAACCAGUGGAAAUGAUGGCCAAACUUUUCAGAGUAACAUCCAAUCUACACGUACAUGCACCUCUGCUUUUGCAUCUCCUGCACCGUCUCUUUCUUGGAACAGGAAAAUAUAUGUGCCUUCAGUUUGCAAGCAAGCCACCAUGUCUCUGCCAGAGAUGGAUCAGUAUCUUUCAGAUGUUCAGGUUUAUUUCACAGCCAAGGAAUGGGCAACGUUCAGCAGUUAUGAGAGAAUUUGUAUCAAGAACAUCAAAGAAAACUAUGAGAUGGUGAACAAAGUUGGAUUACAGGUCAAUCCACCUAUGUUUAUGCAACGUCAGCAAGAAAUAAAACUAGAGAUCAAAGAGGAAAAUGAUAGCGAGGAUGAGGAAAUGACGUUAGAACCUUCCCAUGUACUUGUCAAUGAUGAAAAGCCAGAUGACAUAAAGGAGAACAACUUACAUGAAGAGAGUCCAAACCAUUUCACUAUUAAAGUGGAGACUGAGUAUGAUGAUGAUGGGAAUCUGCUUAAUGCUCAUGAUAUCGGAGGAGAGGGAAUCAUCGGACUAUUUGAAUGGAAGGACUAUGAUGAAGCUAUCCAGACACAAUCCAAUCCAGCAUCAGGUGAUGAGAGGUCAGGGGAUCUCAGGACUCAGUCAUGUGAUCAGAGGACAGAACAAACUUUGAUAGAAGUAGCUGCAGGGGGUGACCAGACUUCCAAGCAAUCAGGUGAUCUCAGAACCCAGUCAGGUGAUCUCAACUCUCAGUCAUGUGAUCAGAAGACAGAACAAACUUUGAUAGAAGUAGCUGCAGGGGGUGACCAGACUCCCAAGCAAUCAGGUGAUCUCAAAACCCAGUCAGGUGAUCUCAACUCUCAGUCAUGUGAUCAGAGGACAGAACAAACUUUGAUAGAAGUAGCUGCAGGGGGUGACCAGACUUCCAAGCAAUCAGGUGAUCUCAGAACCCAGUCAGGUGAUCUCAACUCUCAGUCAUGUGAUCAGAAGACAGAACAAACUUUGAUAGAAGUAGCUGCAGGGGGUGACCAGACUUCCAAGCAAUCAGGUGAUCUCAGAACCCAGUCAGGUGAUCUCAACUCUCAGUCAUGUGAUCAGAAGAAAGCACAAACUUUGAUAGAAGUGGCUCCAGGGGGCGACCAGACUCCAAAGCAAUCCCGCCCACCGUAUUCAAAAGUGGAGGGAAGAGAUGAUGGACAGAAUGGAACACUCUCAGAUUCUGGAAUCUACCGAUGUGAGUUCUGUGGAUCAUUAUAUGCUAUUCCUCUCAUCUUAUCAAGACAUCUCAAGUACAAACAUGGGGUUGAUGGUAUCGUCUUUCCAUCGUAUGCAUUGCAUGAAGGCUUUCUACAGAUUGUUGAUGGAGAAAUACAUGGACCUGCCUGUAAAUCGAAUGACUUUGAACUUGGUGAUAAGGAGAUUUUGAAAGAAGGAAAUGAAGUAAAUAUGACAGUUGAGUGUAAGUCACGUAUAGAUUCAUAUUUUGCAUCAUGCCAGAAAGUUAUUGACAAUGAGAAGUUCUUUGUAUGUGAUCAAUGUGGUAAGGCAUUUAGUCAAUCUUAUAAUCUCACAUUACAUAAACAAAUCCAUACAGGUGAGAAACGGUAUGUAUGUGAUCAAUGUGGUAAGGAAUUUAGUGAAAAAUUUGAGCUAAAUAUACAUAUAAAACAAAUCCAUACAGGGGAGAAGCCGUUUGUAUGUGAUGAAAGGGGUAGGGCAUUUGAUCAAGAACAUACACUCACAACACAUAAACGAAUCCAUACAGAUGUGAAUCCCUAUAUAUGUGAUCAAUGUGAUAAGGCAUUUUGUCAAUAUAGUGAUCUAACAAGACAUAAACAAAUCCACACAGGUGAGAAGCCGUAUGUUUGUGAUCAGUGUGGUAAGGCAUUCAAUCAAUCAAGUUCUCUUAGAAGACAUAAACGAGUCCAUACAGGUGAAAAGCCCUAUGUAUGUGAUCAAUGUGGUAAGGGAUUCAAUCAGUCAACUGCUCUUAGAAGACAUAAACGAGUCCAUACAGGUGAAAAGCCCUAUGUAUGUGAUCAAUGUGGUAAGGGAUUUUAUAACCAUAAUAGUCUCACAACACAUAAACCAAUCCAUACAGGUGAGAAGCCGUAUGUUUGUGAUCAGUGUGGUAAGGCAUUCAAUCAAUCAAGUGCUCUUAGAAGACAUAAUAAGCAAGUCCAUACAGGUGAGAAGCCCUAUGUGUGUGAUCAAUGUGAUAAGGCAUUUUGUCAAUCUAGUGAUCUAUCAAGACAUAAACAAAUCCACACAGGUGAGAAGCCGUAUGUUUGUGAUCAGUGUGGUAAGGCAUUCAAUCAAUCAAGUGCCCUUAGAAGACAUAAACGAGUCCAUACAGGUGAGAAGCCCUAUGUAUGUGAUCAGUGUGGUAAGGGAUUUUAUCACCAUAAUAGUCUCACAACACAUAAACAAAUCCAUACAGAUGUGAAUCCCUAUGUGUGUGAUCAAUGUGAUAAGGCAUUUUGUCAAUCUAGUGAUCUAACAAGACAUAAACAAAUCCACACAGGUGAAAAUCCGUAUGAUUGUGAUCAGUGUGGUAAGGCAUUCAAUCAAUCAAGUGCUCUAAGAAGACAUAAACGAGUCCAUACAGGUGAGAAGCGGUAUGUUUGUGAUCAGUGUGGUAAGGGAUUUUAUCACCCUAAUAGUCUCACAACCCAUAAACGAAUCCAUACAGAUGUGAAUCCCUAUGUGUGUGAUCAAUGUGAUAAGGCAUUUAGUCGAUCUGAUCAUCUAGUGACACAUAAACAAAUCCAUACAGGGGAGAAGCCCUAUGUAUGUGACCAGUGUGGUAAGGCAUUCAAUCAAUCAAGUGCUCUAAGAAGACAUAAACGAGUCCAUACAGGUGAGAAGCCCUAUGUAUGUGAUCAGUGUGGUAAGGCAUUCAAUCAAGAACAUAGUCUCACAACCCAUAAACAAAUCCAUACAGAUGCAAAUCCCUAUGUGUGUGAUCAAUGUGGUAAGGCAUUUAGUCGAUGUGAUCAUCUAGUUACACAUAAACAAAUCCAUACAGGGGAGAAGCCCUAUGUAUGUGAUCAGUGUGGUAAGGCAUUCAAUCAAUCAAGUGCUCUCAGAAGACAUAAACGAGUCCAUACAGAUGAGAAGCCCUAUGUAUGUGAUCAGUGUGAUAAGGCAUUCAAUCAAUCAAGUGCUCUCAGAAGACAUAAACGAGUCCAUACAGAUGAGAAGCCCUAUGUAUGUUAUCAGUGUGGUAAGGGAUUUUAUCAACCUUAUAGUCUUACAACACAUAAACUAUACCAUACAAUUGCAAAUCCCUGUGUGUGAUCAAUGUGGUAAGGCAUUUAGUCGAUCUGAUCAUCUUGUAAGACAAACAAUUCCAUGUAGGUG